Messenger RNA from Aspergillus uvarum CBS 121591, 1867 nucleotides. Its product is annotated as putative flavin containing polyamine oxidase. Gene Ontology annotation, molecular function: oxidoreductase activity. The record is from RefSeq and is a predicted model, not a curated record. The transcript has 5 exons. Bases 124 to 1713 code for a protein of 529 amino acids. NCBI's taxonomy places the organism in Eukaryota, Fungi, Ascomycota, Eurotiomycetes, Eurotiales, Aspergillaceae.
GUCUCUCUCUCUCUCUCUCUCCCUCUCUCAGCUGCCCCUCACCCUCCGUCUUUCUCCUUCGCACCAUGCGAUCUUUCCUGCUGGCACUUCUCGGAGCGUGGGCUGUCCAGCCCACCGCUGCUCAUGUGGCUCAUGCUCGUGAUCAGGGCCAAUGCAAGCAGACAACCGUCGCUAUCCUGUAGGUCCCUCUCGCUGCAGUGGCAGAAGAAGAACGUCACUGACAGGUGUAGUGGUGGUGGUAUGGCUGGCAUUGCUGCGGCGCAAGCGCUGCACAACGCCUCGAUGAACGACUUUCUGAUUCUCGAGUACAACGACCGCAUCGGAGGACGGGCGUGGCACCAACCUUUCGGCAAGAAGAAGGACGGCAAGCCGUAUAUCAUCGAGAAUGGUUGCAAUUGGGUGCAAGGCCUUGGAAGCCCUGGAGGACCGCAGAAUCCCGUCUGGACAUUGGCCCAAGUGUACAAUCUCUCGACCACCUACUCCAACUACAGCAACCUGUCGACCUACAACCACAACGGCUACAGCGAUUACUCCUACUUGCUGGACGAGUACGACGAUGCCUACGACAUCGCCAACGCCAACGCGGGCAUCAUCCUGACGGACAACCUGCAGGAUUCCACGGCGCAGACCGGUCUUGCCAUGGCCGGAUGGCGCCCGAAGGUGACGGACAUGGAGGCGCAGGCGGUGGACUGGUGGUCUUGGGACUUCGAAGACGCGUACACUCCUGCCGACAGCUCCUUCGUCUUCGGCUGCGCCGGCAGCAACCUGACGGUCAACGGCUUCAGCGACGAAGACAACUUCGUGACCGACCAGCGGGGAUUCAGCACGAUCAUCGAGGGGAUGGCGUCGACCUUCCUCCGGCGCAACGACAGCCGGCUGCACCUCAACACGCAAGUCACCAACAUCACCUACACCGACACGGGGGUGACGAUCACCACGGCGUCGGGCGACUGCUACCAAGCGGCGUACGCGAUCACCACGUUCUCGCUGGGGGUGCUGCAGCAAUCGGACGCCGUGACCUUCUCGCCGGCGCUGCCGCAAUGGAAGCAGGAAUCCAUCCAAGCCUUCACGAUGGCGACGUACACGAAGAUCUUCUUCCAAUUCAACGAGACCUUCUGGCCCGCGGACACCCAGUAUUUACUGUACGCCGACCCGGUCACCCGCGGCUGGUACCCGAUCUGGCAAUCCCUCAGCACCCCCGGGUUCUUCGAGGACAGCGGGAUCAUCUUCGUGACCGUUACCCAAGAAUUCGCCCACCGCGCCGAGCGCCAGUCCGACGAGCAGACCAAGCAGGAGGCGCUCGCCGUGCUGCGCGCCAUGUUCCCCAACGUCACCGUCCCGGACCCCGUCGCCUUCCACUACCCGCGCUGGACGACCGAGCCCUGGUCGUUCGGCACGUACUCCAACUGGCCGCCCGCCGUGACGCUGGAGAUGCACGAGAACCUGCGCGCCAACGUCGACCGCGUGUGGUUCGCUGGCGAGGCCACCAGCGCCGGGUACUUUGGAUACCUGCACGGGGCGUGGUUCGAGGGCCGCGCGGCGGCGCAGGAGGUCGGCCGCCUGUUGCGCGGCAAGUGUCUGGCGGGCAACUACACGGGCAGCUGCCAGGGCCGCAAGCGGUACGAGGUGCUGCAUGGCACGAGUCCGUUGGCGGAUUAUACGGCGGUGGACGGGUGGACGGCGAAUAGUUUCUAUGACUUCAAUGAUGAUUAGUCGCUGUUGCCCCCACCGUGGAGAUAAAGGUUGAUAGGCGGGUGUAUAUAGGUACCUUACAGGUGUGGAGUGUAUUUAGUAGAGGGUGUAUAUCACAUACUUGACACGGAUCAAUUGCACAAAUAGUUGUUCUUGUAUGCUGCAUCACAUCAAG